Molecule: messenger RNA, 1359 nt
Organism: Amorphotheca resinae ATCC 22711
Lineage: Eukaryota; Fungi; Ascomycota; Leotiomycetes; Helotiales; Amorphothecaceae
Exons: 2
Coding region: 1-1359 (452 amino acids)
Source: RefSeq, a predicted model, not a curated record
AUGACUACGGGUGACGAGUCUGCGCAGUUGCGGCGACGCUUUGUGCCUCCUGCGACAGAGGCGCCGACGCCAGGCGUGAGGCGGAGGAGUUCGAAUUUCUCCGACUACUCUCUCAAUGAAGCGCGGAAGACUUUUCAGUCCUCGACAGAUGAUCUUCUCUUCCCGAAGCCCAGGACGCCGGGCAUCCAACCAGAUAAUGACUCCUCGGCGUGGCAUUCCACGCCCUUGGCGUUUGCUCUGCUCCCUGCCCUCGGAGGGAUGCUCUUCAAAAAUGGAAGCUCUGUUAUAACAGACAUCAUGCUCCUGGGGCUGGCGGCCAUCUUCUUAAAUUGGUCUGUCAGACUGCCAUGGGACUGGUAUCACUCGGCGCAAUCCAUCCGCAAGGAGGAAGAAUACAAUGGGGACGCGAUCGUCGAGCCCGAGAGUGAGGAUGAUAAUGCGCUGAGCUCUUCUCAAACUGCUCUAGAUGAAGUUCCGGAAGAUCAGCCGGCUUCAAACCCACGCCCGAAGUCACUACGACGCCCUCCUUCCCACGAGGCUGCGGCGAAAGAGCUAUACAGGCACGAGCUACUGGCGCUGCUCUCGUGUUUCCUGUUCCCAGUUCUCGGGGCAUAUCUGCUACAUACAAUUCGUUCGCAGUUAUCUCGACCGUCCGAAGGGCUCGUGUCGAACUACAACCUGACGAUUUUCCUCCUCGCAUCCGAAUUACGUCCCAUGGCUCAUCUAGUCAAGCUCGUCCAGUCAAGAACACUACACCUGCAACGGAUCGUGAAAUCCAAUCCCUACAAUAACGAGAGGGAUAUCACUCAUGUCAAAGAUCUCGUGCGAAGAGUGGAAGAAUUAGAAGCUCGAAGCUCUAACCUUCAAUCGUCAGGGAACGACAGUACAAUGGAACCAGCUCUGAGCGGGAAGCAGUCAGCGAUGCUCACAGCAGAGGUCCGACGUGCGCUACAGCCCGAUCUCGAUGCUCUCAACCGUGCUGUGCGCCGGUACGAGAAACGUGCUACUCUACAGGCUUUCCAGACGGAUUCGAGGCUCCUUGAUCUGGAGGCGCGGCUAAAUGAUGCCAUAUCCCUGGCGGCAGCAGCGGCGAAUAAUGGACUACUGCAGAGAGGAUUUACUAGUCUGAUCUUCGCAUGGGCAGCGUCAGCAAUCGUCCUUCCAUUCCAAGCCCUCGGCGCCUUUGCACGUCUUCCAAUAAAGGUAACUACUGCACUGAUCCGCUUCGGCAAGACGUCUAUUAUUAUGGCUAGCCCACCACCAACAAUAGAAAGAAACCGACAGCGCUCCUCGAAUGGCAAAUCUCCCUCAUAUAAUCGAGCUGGGGAUCGCAGGGAGGGCAGAGUUAGCAAGAGAUGA